Messenger RNA from Ictalurus furcatus (blue catfish), 8794 nucleotides. Its product is annotated as NLR family CARD domain-containing protein 3-like. The record is from RefSeq and is a predicted model, not a curated record. Gene Ontology annotation, molecular function: protein binding. Bases 1168 to 3900 code for a protein of 910 amino acids. The transcript has 10 exons. Lineage: Eukaryota; Metazoa; Chordata; Actinopteri; Siluriformes; Ictaluridae.
UAUCUUUUGCAGUCUAACAGAAUGUGUUUCGCCCUGCUAUGCCCUUGUAGAUUUACCCAAUAUGCCAGCAUGAUCUUAACCCUCCUGAUACACAAUGGCAUCUCUCCUGUUUCAACCUGUAAUGCAGUCACUGGUGAUGUUUAAAUGCUCUAGUACAGAUCCGAAGUGCUUGUGCCUGUUCUACAUCAAGCUUUUUAAGAUUUGAUUGUGAUGCUGACAUAUAUUCUAGGCAGCCAUAAUCAAAGGCGGCCCUCUUAAGAGCCUGAUAUAUAUUUAUGAGCAAUGCCCUACUUGCUCCCCACUCUCGCCCGGACAGACAUCUCAGAACAUUACUAAUCUUUUUACAUUUGUUUUUAAUUUUAUCAAUAUGCAGACCCCAGGUCAGCUUACCUAUACGCCUACCAAAAUAAGGGUCCUUAAAUAAUCGGGUAGCUCCCACCCUAUUGGUCUGCCGAAGCCACACCCCGAGCAGAGCCAAUAGGAUAGUUAAAUCACUUAUCAUGUCACAUUAGUGAACAACUCAUUAGUUAACAUUAGUAAACAAUUAGUAAACAUUAGUAAACAACACAUUAGUAAACAACAAUUCUCUGGAUUUUAAACAUCAGUUACUAACAAAUUUGUAGCUGAUUAUUUUGUUUGUGAAUAACAAUAAUUGACAUGUGUUAUCCUUUUUGAGCUACUAAGGCUACUGAAGACAGAAAUGUGAAUAUGUGAAAGUGAAACUAACUUUACCGCAGUCUCUUUCCUAUGUAAGUGCAGUACAGAGAGGAUAAAUUGCUGCUAGUAUGUUGUAUUGUAUGUGAUUAAAUGCAUUAGAGAAUCAUGAACACAUAAUACUGAUGAAGUUUCAGCAAAAGGAUAGAUUAGAGUUUAGAUUCGCGAGUCAGCUCCCAACGUUCACCAAAAGAUCCGGAUCAAAGAGUCGACUCAUUCCUGAACGACUCAUCACCUGCAAUGAAUCCUCCUUCCUAAAGUGAAAGCGUUUCUCCCUCAGACUCCAUUUUGUGGAGCGAUUUUAAACUUUUAAAGAAACUAAGGCAGAAACGGUGAUAUUAAUGUCACACAACAAGGGCUGUUGACUAAAGGAGUGUGAUCCAUUCCAGCAGAAGAGAUCAGACUCUUCAGGACUCAACUGUGUGUUUGUGCAAACUUUACUAAUUUUCAAAGAUGGAGACUCCUGAUCUGGACACAGAUAAUGUUUCCCCACCUUCAGAAAAAAAACGUAAACUCCAGGGAAAGAGAUCAGAAUCACCAGCACCCAGCUGUAUCUCCAUGAAGAGUGAUAAGUCUAUGCAUCUUCCUCUGAUGUUUAAAGAUGGACACUCGUCACUUCUACACAGUGUUCUACAGAGAGCAGUAGACAGAAUAGAAAAGAAAAUCAGUGCAGAUACAGGGCACGACCCAGAAUCUGCUGCUGUGAAUGAAUUCCUGAAAAAGUUUAAAUUAAACCUGAUGAAGAAGUUUAAGUGUUUGAAUGGAGUGAUAAUAAACCUGGGAAACCAAACACUCCUGAAUGAGAUCUACACAGAGCUCUACAUCACAGAGGGAGACAGUGGAGAAGUCAAUAAAGAACAUGAGGUGAGACAGAUCGAGGCAGCAUCCAGGAGAACAACAACAGAGGAAACACCAAUCAAAUGCAAUGACAUCUUUAAGCCCUCAUCUGAACAAGACAAACCCAUCAGAACUGUGCUGACAAAGGGAGUCGCUGGCAUCGGAAAAACAGUCUCUGUGCAGAAGUUCAUUCUGGACUGGGCUGAAGGGAAAGCAAAUCAGGACAUCCACCUCAUAUUUCCACUUCCUUUCAGAGAGCUGAAUCUGAUGAAGGACCAGAAACUGAGUCUGAUGGAGCUCCUUCAUGUCUGUUUUAAUGAAACAAAAGAAACAGAAAUGUCCAGUUUGGAAAAGGUUCUGUUCAUUUUUGAUGGAUUGGACGAGUGUCGUUUUUCUCUAGAUUUCCAGAACACAGUGAGAGUGUGUGAUGUAACUGAAUCAGCAUCAGUACAUGUGCUGCUGAUAAACCUGAUCAAAGGGAAUCUGCUUCCCUCUGCUCUCAUCUGGAUCACCUCUCGACCAGCAGCAGCUGAUCAAAUCCCCUCUGAGUGUGUCCAUCGAGUCACAGAGGUACGAGGGUUCAAUGACCCACAGAAGGAGGAGUACUUCAGGAAGAGAAUCAGUGAUCAGAGCCUGGCCAAUAACAUCAUCACACACCUGAAGUCAUUAAGAAGCCUCUACAUCAUGUGCCACAUCCCAGUCUUCUGCUGGAUUUCAGCCACUGUUCUAGAGAGAAUGUUGGGUGAAGCAGAGAGUGGAGAGAUCCCCAAGACUCUGACUCAAAUGUACACACACUUCCUCAUCAUUCAGACAAACAUCAUAGGAGAAAAAUACUCAAAGAAGCAGAAGAGUGAUAAAAUGCUUCUUAAACUGGGACAACUGGCUUUUCAGCAGCUGAAGAAAGGGAACCUGAUCUUCUAUGAGGAAGACGUGAGAAAGUGUGGCAUUGAUGUGAGAGAAGCAGCAGUGUACUCAGGUGUGUGUACGCAGAUCUUCAGAGAGGAGUUUGGGCUUCACCAGAGUAAAGUGUACUGCUUUGUUCAUCUGAGCAUUCAGGAGCACCUCGCAGCUCUGUAUGUGCACCUGACAUUCAUGAUGAAAAAGAGAAAUGUUCUUAAUCAGAAUCAGGUCUCUAAAUGGUGGAUGGAAAAAAUGACAAUCUCAGAGGUACACAAGAGUGCUGUAGAUCAGGCUUUAGAAAGUCAGACUGGACAUCUGGAUCUUUUCCUUCGCUUUCUUCUGGGUCUCUCAGUGAAGUCCAAUCAGAAUCUCUUACAUGCGUUAGUAACACAGGCAGGAAGUAGCUCCCAGAGCAUAGAAGAAAGAGUUCAAUACAUUAAGGAGAAGAUCAGUGAAGAUCUUCCUACAGAGAAAUCCAUCAAUCUGUUCCACUGUCUGAAUGAACUGGGUGAUAAUUCUCUAGUGGAGGAAAUCCAACACUACCUGAAAUCUGGAAAACAAAGUGAAUUCUCUUCUUCACAGUGGUCUGCUCUGGUGUUUGUGUUACUGACAUCAGCACAGGAUCUGGAAGAAUUUGACCUGAGUAAAUAUACCAGUACAGAUAAAAUACCAGAAACUGUUCUUCUGAAGCUGAUGCCUGUGAUUGCAGCAUCCAGAAAAGCAAUUAUCAGGUAUGAUUCACUUGGAGUGAGAAGUUGGUCAGCUCUGGUCACAGCACUCAGCUCAGAAACCUCCAAUCUGAGAGAACUGCAUCUGACUGUGAAAACACUGGAUCUGUGUGGGGGUAAACUAGGAGACUCAGGAGUGAAGAGUCUCUGUGCUGUACUGGAGAAUCCUCACUGUAAAGUGGAGACACUGAGGUUGCGUGGUUGUGGUGUGUCAGAUGAAGGCUGUGCUGCUCUGACUUCAGCACUGAGAUCAAACCCCUCACACCUGAGAGAACUGUCUCUGUCCUGUAAUAAUGUAGGAGACUCAGGGGUGAAGAGUCUCUCUGCUAUACUGGAGAAUCCUCACUGUAAACUGGAGAUACUGAGGUUGUGUAAGUGUGGUGUUUCAGAUGAAGGCUGUGCUGCUCUGACUUCAGCUCUGAGAUCAAACCCCUCACACCUGAGACAACUGGAUCUGUCCUGUAAUAAUGUAGGAGAGUCAGGAGUGAAGAGUCUCUCUGCUGUACUGGAGAAUCCUCACUGUAAACUGGAGACACUGUGGUUACUUGAUUGUGGUGUCUCAGAUGAAGGCUGUGCUGCUCUGACUUCAGCCCUGAGAUCAAACCCCUCACACCUGAGAGAACUGAAUCUGUCCUAUAAUAAAAUAGGAGACUCAGGAGUGAAGACUCUCUCUGCACUUAAGGAUGAUAAACAUUACAAACUACAGACACUGAGUGUGUGAUGAACAUCUGUGUGUGUGAUGAAGACUCCGGUGUUCCUGCAUUUCACUGUUGGGGAAUAGAGAACACAUUUAUAAACACAUCACUCAUUUAAUUAUAACACAUUAAACAGACUCAGAGACGUGAGAAGUGUGUGUUCAUCAUGCACAGUGAAUCAGACUGCACACAAUUCUACACUGAGUGUAGAACGACCUCUGACCCCUGGAUAAAAUUCCCCAGAUCUCAUUCUCAUAAAACACCUGAGGGAUUAUUAGGAACAGCAGGUGAAAAAGCACAUGACCUCGAGCUGAACCCAGUCAGUGGAAGAGAGAGCUAAAAUGGACAGCAACAGUUUCAAGACAUUGGUGGAAUUCUCACUUGGCAUGAUUGGCAUCUGAGGAGUUUUAAUGAGUAUUUAACAGGAAUUUUAUAACAAAAUAAUUUUGAACACAAAUUUAUGUAACAACCAAAUAUAUUGUUACAUUGUGUAUUUUUGUAGAGAAAAGUAAAAAUAUAAAUCACCCCAACAUGCUGAGUCAACAUCAUAACCCAACCUUGAUGAGAUAAAACAGCCCAGACUGAGUCGGUCCACAUUGUACCCAGCGCUGGAUUUCAGAAUCGACCCAAACUGGGUUCUGUGUAACUCAGCAAUUUUAGUGUGGACCUUUUUGAGGAGACUCAACUGGGAAUGAGUGUAUAUGAGCACAAACACCUUCUUUCUGUUAUCUUUUUACAUGCUUCCCUUUCUCAUCAUACAUACAUACAUACAAGAGAUGAUCUUCUCUUGUAUGUAUAUGAGCACAAACACCUUCUUUCUGUUGUGUAUCAGUUGGUUUUUUACAUGUUUCCCUUUCUCAUCUUUUUUAGGCAGGUCAGUAGUGGAAUCUUUUUUCAUGUGUACAUUGUAGACUGUUUUUUGACUAAUUAAUAGCGUACUUAAAUAAAAUGCCUUGUACAUCCUAACCUUUUCACCUUUUACAUUUAAUUUAAAAAAAAUUCACUAACUAAACACUCAGUGGUCAUUGUGAUUUAAUUAUAUUUCCUGUUCUGGUCUGCACAAUACUCCAUAGCACACUUCUCUCUUUCUCCCCAUCAGCUAUUACUGUGAGGCAGUUUUUGGAAUUACUGACAGAUUUGUGCGGCACUUUCACUUUGGAUGAACUGAAAUGUUUCGCUGAUGCAGUAUUUUGUGUUUUAUACAUUCCCAUGAAGAUGGAUUGCAUGUUCUCUUUCUAGUUAGUUAACAUUACUCAUUACUAGUCAGCUGGUGUCUUAUGCACAGUUUGUUUCAGAUCAGUGCUGGGACAGAUUAUCCAAUGGGCAUUAUGGCUAUGGGUCCAGGGGCCAAUGUCUAAAGACAAACUGCCAUAAUUAGUUCUGAAUGGAUAACUACAAUAUGGCCACAACUCAGACGUUAGUUCCAUAUCACUCGUUGCCAAGCUAGCACAUCUCAGCAUUAUGCUGAGCCUUAUAUUUGUAAAAUCACUUAGUUGUCCUUCGCCCAAAUGUAGUGUAAAGGAACGAAAUGCAACUUUCCUCACUUUCACUCGCAUUUAUAACAGUCUGUCACAACGUGAGGGUUCACAACGAACUCGGUGGGAGGAUACGCAAGUGAAUGUAACGUUAAUUAUCAAAAACUGGAACUGACGUUAGCCUAGCCUACUUCGUGGGUGUGCGAAUAUCAAAAGUUAAUUUACGUUCUUAAGAACAAACCAAGCCAUGGUAUGAUGCCUUCUAUACUAAGCUAAGGUUACCUACUACGUAGGUAUCUAGUUACUUACUGUCUGAAAAAAAGCUCGUAUGCUCUGCUACACUUUUCUACGCUUGGCUGCUGUCUCCAUUUCUUACAGACUGAGCUGCUAAAAUAUAUCAACAAACUUGUGUUGAGUUUAGGCGCAAUCAAGCGUACAAUUGUAGGUAGGGCACACACCUAUUUCCUUAACAAACGGAAAUAUAUUAAAAAGGAACUGAAAUAAAUAAAUAGAAUAGAUGAAGAAAAGACAGAUCCAUUUUCAGGGUUCAUUAAAGGGGGACAUAUAGAAAAUAUUUUGUACUGUAUAUUGGGGAGACAGAUUGGUAUUUACUCAACAUUGGGAGGGUCACGACCCCCAACCCAAAGAUUGCGUGGUUACGCCCAUGCUGGUUGUCAGCUGUGGCCAGGGUUAUUCUGAUGGCAAUUCUUCUCGUGGCUUCUAACCUAAAACAACGAAAUGAACACAUUCAGUAGUGUUAUGAUUUGAUAUGUCUAAAAUGUUGCAUAGCAAUCUCUUUACAGGUGAGGGAGACAAAAUUCUGUUAAAACUGAAAGGCAUUCACCCAAGUCUCUUUUGAACCUAAUAUUUUCAUUUGUACCUGUUUAUGUCAUCGUUAUUGGUGUGAACUUUUACUCAAACGUUAAAGUGGGUGAAUUUGGAUAGUUGUUACUCAUUGUGCAUAUGUGUAAAUGCAAACAUCAUACUGCUCGAUCUCUACACAUGAGCUCAUAAUGUAACUCAUAAAGAACUUUGUUUGCAUGGCGACUUUGUCACACACACAUCUCAGGCACAGCUUAGAGAUCAUGUACUCACAGCAGGAAAAAAUACCCUCUAUUCUUGUUUUACUGUGACGUCAAGUAAUGUAAGUUAUCUCAUGACAUAUAUUGAUUGUUUUUAUUAGGAUCUUUGAUAUUAUUGUGAUAUUGUCUGCAGCUUAAAUCAAAACUCUUUGUUAAUUAUGCGUGACUUUUGGCACCUGAUUGCGCGCGCAUUUACGCUUUUCAUCCGGAUCAACUGGUUAGGUAGGUGAUGAUUGUUCCAAAUCAGUUCACUUGACCCUUUCUCCCUCACCAACCAAAUUUAUAGACUAUAUAUGUAAAAUGUUCUGCUAGCUACAUGUUUUAAGUUAAAACAAUGGUGUCACCCACUUAACAGUGUGUGUAGUGUAAACGCAAACACUAAAAUAUAGCUAUUGCUCGAUCUCUUUAGAGACGAAGCCACGUAAGCUUAAAAAAUAAAAAUGACUCGAGUAUGAGCUCAUAAUCUAGUGUCGUUUCCAGGAUCGUCACACGGGCAUCUCAGUCACAGAUCAGAGAUCAUAAAAAUGCCCUCUAUUCAUGUUUUAUUGUGACAUCAAGUAUGUAAAGUGAAUUAUAUUGUUAUUUUAUGUACUUUGAUAUUGUUCUGAUAUUAUUGCCCGCAGCAUAAAUUUGGAGAGUUGUUACAUAAAGCGUAAAGCUAAAGAAGCUUUUUGUUUAUUACGCUCGAUAUUUGGAACUCCAUUAUGCGUUUGAUCAUCCGGAUCAAAGUGUGUGACCCAAAGCUAUAAUGCUGACAGACAGGUACAAAUUAUAAUCUGUUGUAUAUCUAUCUAUCUGUCUAUCUCUCUGUCUGUCCUUAUAUCUAUCUGUCUGUCUAUCCAUCUAUCUGUCUGUCUAUCCAUCUAUCUGUCUGUCUAACUCUGUUCGUCCAUCCGUCAGUGUGAGAAUAAUAAAUGUUUUUGUUUUUGCUGAUUGUUUAUAACUGCUAGAAUAAUGCACUUGCCUGCUUUGCUGUUUUUGCAUGAUAUGGGGCAUGUUUUAGGGUCACAGCAAUCAUUUCCUCCACACUCUGGGAUUUUGGUGUGGGUAUGACUUACUGCAGGCACCUUGAGUCAAUACAGAGAUCACAGUUAUUUAAACUAGAACUCAGACUAAAGUUCUAUUCAAAAAGCAUCAAUAUUACUCUUGUUUUCAUAAUAGACCAUGGUAUGAAUAUUUAUGUACUGAGAACUAACAACUUUUACAUUUACAAUGUACAUUCUUAUUUAUAACCUGAAAGGAAAUUCUCUUAUAUCAUGUACUCUCUUAUAUUACGAACUGCUAUCAAAUACCUAUGAUGAAUGUAUUCAUUUAAUUACCUUGUAUUCAUUUAAUUACCUCUUUGAAUAAGAAUUGUAAUCCUGGAAAUACACAUGUAUUUUCAUUUCAACACGACACAGGACUCAUUCUGUAUCAUGACUAUGUGCUGUGUGUUUUGGUUAAAUCUGUCCGACACUUGGACCAGUAGAAACCGUCCACGCACUGCUUCUUAUCAAUAUGUAUAAUACUCCUGUUGUGAAUGAAUAAAUCGGACGUCACUGUGAGCAUGCAUGUGUCAGUGUGUGUUCACUUAGGCUCCCCAGAUAUCUGAAAGCCACACUUUCUAGCUCAUAGCAGCACAGAAGUAAAAGUUAAUAGAAGUAAAUAAUUGUAGAAUUGUAGAAUAGGCUAAAGAAAGCAUGACGGAGAUCUGGAGACAUAAAGCCGAGAUUCCUGAGAUGAGUGGAAAUCUAACACAACCUUUCUGCAUUCCAAAUAAUUUUUGAAUCUUGGGGAUUGGCACAGACACAUUAUUAGUCAUCAGUGAGAAGUUUUGAAACGUACAUAUUAUGGCAUCAUUGAUUAGGAAAUCAGUGAAAUUUACGUUUUCCCUUUCUCCCUUUGUAACUGUAAUGUUUCCAUAAGGAGUUAUCUCCAAUUUUUUCAGCAUCCUCCUAAUUCCAUCUCCCAAGCUGCCUCCACUCUGAAGACACAGAUAACGAAUCUACAAACAACAAUCAGCAAUUAAUCACAAGAGUAAAUUGUUUUUAAAUGAUUUCAGGUUAACAGUGACUAGUAAUGUUGCUUGUGUUGUGGCACAUACCAUCUUCUUUCGAAAGUCAGCAUCUUUCAGCUUAUCACACAGCUCUUUUAAUUCCUCCACAGUCUUACAAGGCACCUCUAGCACCUCUAUAAGAUCAGAGACAGAUGUGCUUGGCUGGCUCAUUGACUGCUGCAUUGUUCCGACCGCUGCUGUGAUGUUGUCCUGGAUUUGUUCUAGUUUCAGCAUGAUUCUCCUCUCCAAACUCUCAAAUAACUUGUAGAUUUCUGUCCAGAAUUUGUUUUGAAACAUCAAUGACAUUUCUAAUUACAGCAAUGAAAUU